Danio aesculapii is the source of this 3145-nucleotide messenger RNA. RefSeq names its product potassium voltage-gated channel, Shaw-related subfamily, member 1b (gene kcnc1b). Gene Ontology annotation, molecular function: protein binding; delayed rectifier potassium channel activity. Gene Ontology annotation, biological process: protein homooligomerization; potassium ion transmembrane transport. The transcript is spliced from 4 exons. The record is from RefSeq and is a predicted model, not a curated record. Bases 561 to 2348 code for a protein of 595 amino acids. Lineage: Eukaryota; Metazoa; Chordata; Actinopteri; Cypriniformes; Danionidae. Gene Ontology annotation, cellular component: neuronal cell body membrane; axon; dendrite membrane.
UAGACUGAUCUUCGUCCUGUAAAUGAAAGACCCUCCCUUGUUGCUGCGACGCCUGUUUCUUCCGAGACCGUCAUGACGAGCGAUCCGCUUCAAUGAGACCUCAGGCUAUUCAGAGCAUCAUCGAUUGUGCAAACCUCUCUGAAGACCACUAGAGAAUCGCUGAAGGCAAGGUCUGAAGCUGCUCUGUCUGCUUUUAGUCGGAGAACACGGACGUGUAGCGUUUAAUUCCCGAAACACAGUAGGAGCACUGGAGUUAUGAAGGCUCGACGGAUGACUGGCGCUGUCCGUUCAGCACUACCUUGCGCCCAAUGACACCGUAAAAACACCUGCCCGACACCCUCAAACCCAAGCCGGGGGUCAGGAUAUUGGCUUACUAGAAGGACAACCUGUUUAGAAGUCAAGUGCAUGAGGUUUAUCGCUUUCCAUUGUUGAUUAGACAGUGGCACGGACAGUUUAACGGGCACCUGGCACGGCGGUAAACACAUCUGUAUUUUCUGAACAUGGGACCCAGUGGUACGACGAAGGUCCAUGGCUUGGAGAUAUGACUAGAGAGGUACGCGAUGGGACAAGGGGACGACAAGGAUCGCAUCGUGAUCAACGUCGGAGGAAUCAAGCACCAGACCUACCGCAGCACCCUGCGCACCCUGCCCGGCACCCGGCUCUCCUGGCUGGCGGAGCCCGACGCGCCGAACAACUUCGACUAUGAUGCGAACAUCGGGGAGUUUUUUUUCGACCGCCACCCGAGCGUUUUCGCCCACAUCCUCAACUACUACCGCACGGGGAAGCUGCAUUGCCCGGCGGAUGUGUGUGGACCACUGUAUGAGGAGGAACUGGCGUUUUGGGGGAUUGAUGAGACGGACGUAGAGCCGUGCUGCUGGAUGACCUACCGGCAGCACAGGGAGGCGGAGGAGGCUUUGGACAGUUUUACUGGGGGCGCUCUCGACCUCGGUCAUGACGACCCUGAGCCCGAAGGGGUCGUCGAGGCGGCUGAGGGGGAUGAGGGUGUCGAGAUGACCCGGAGACUGGCGCAAGGAGACUCCCCGGAUAACCGAUCCGGGCGAUGGAGCAGGUGGCAGAAGAAGGCCUGGGCGCUCUUUGAGGACCCGUACUCCUCUAAAUACGCACGGUGGGUAGCAUUUGCAUCUUUGUUCUUCAUUUUGGUGUCCAUUACCACAUUCUGUUUGGAGACUCAUGAGGCCUUCAAUCCCAUCAUCAACCGUACAGAGACCUAUAUGGAGGGCAAUGAAACUGUGGAGCGUAUCUUCCCUGAGACGGAAACUAUGGUGCAGUUAACCUACAUUGAGGGAGUCUGCGUUGUGUGGUUUACUUUUGAGUUUAUAAUACGAGUGACUACCUGUCCAAACAAAUUAAAGUUUUUGAGAAACACCCUUAACAUCAUUGACUUUGUGGCCAUCCUGCCCUUCUACCUUGAGGUGGGACUGAGUGGACUAUCCUCCAAAGCUGCGAAAGACGUAUUGGGUUUCCUUCGUGUGGUGCGAUUUGUCAGAAUUCUUCGUAUCUUCAAGCUAACGCGACACUUUGUUGGCUUGCGGGUAUUAGGGCACACACUCCGUGCCAGUACCAAUGAAUUCAUCCUCCUGAUCAUUUUCCUUGCACUUGGAGUCUUAAUCUUUGCCACUAUGAUCUACUAUGCCGAACGUAUCGGAAGAAACCCCAAUGAUCCUGAUGCUAGUAGCGACACGCACUUCAAGAACAUCCCUAUUGGCUUUUGGUGGGCUGUGGUAACCAUGACAACCCUCGGCUAUGGCGACAUGUACCCUCAGACAACAUCUGGAAUGCUGGUGGGUGCGCUGUGCGCCCUGGCAGGUGUGCUGACCAUUGCUAUGCCUGUUCCUGUAAUCGUGAACAACUUCGGCAUGUACUACUCCCUAGCCAUGGCGAAACAAAAACUACCAAAGAAAAAGAACAAACAUAUCCGACGACCACCUCUGCUGGGGUCUCCCAACUACUGCAGGUCAGCCGUUAACUCUCCACGACCCAGCACACACAGCGACACAUGCCCCCUGGCUCAGGAGGAGGUUUCAGAGAUCAAAUACCAAGAUUUUAAAGUGAACGGGGAGCCAUCCAAAGCUGCCCUGGCCAAUGAGGACUGUCCUCACAUCGACCAAGCGGUGUCGCCCGAGGAAGUCUUCAGUCCGGUGGACCGCGAAAGACCCUGCUUCCUGCUUACCUCUGGGGGAGAACGAGCCAACCACACUGGGGGAAGAGUCAGGAAGGAGACCCAGCGCGCCAACCGACGCAGACAACCAGCCGAGUCAGUGUGUGUAAUGAACCAUGGUGUACCAACCACUAUGUGUGUCAACCAUAAAGCCACAUCCCCCACCUGAUAGUACCGUAUUUAGCAUUGAUGUGUGAGUGUGUGUGUGUGUGUGUGUGUGUGUGUGUGUAAGCGCGUUUGUCAUAGAUUAGCACUUUGAGUUGUGACUGAGAAUUAAUUCAGCGUAGAUGUAGCACAGUAACCAAGAGAAGCUGUAGCUGUUCAGCCGUAUGUAGCGGUGUUUCGUUCGUGGUUUGGUGUGCUGUCGUGCUGUGCGAAGUGCCUGUUGUUUUUCCGUUCAUUGUGAGUGUCUGUGUUGUGUACGGUGCUUGUGUGUAGUGUUGACCUUUCAUUCAAGUGUUUGUUUAAAUGUUGUAAAAAUGUCACAUUUCAGUGGGAAAGAAAACAACAUCCUCUGUGAUCAUGUAUGAGUAGGGACAAAAAAAAAGUAGAGAUUGUUUUCCGUAUUUUUUGUACUACUGUAGAUACCAUGUAGAAAAUGCCUUUUGCACUGUUUGCACCGUUCACUUUUACAUUCCUUUCUGUAGAGCAAAUGACAGUUUGGUAUGUUUUGUAGCUCACAUGUUUGGCUGGUAACUUUUGAGAUGAGCCGCGUCCCAAUCAGGCGUGAUGUGAUUGUAAUAUAAUUUACACCCACAGUGAAAUCUUAUUGACUGAAAAUGUUGUGUUUGAUGUCUAAUUUAAGUCUACUAAAUUGUGAUUGGUAGUGAUGGGAAGUUCGAAGCCGACUGAGACCUUUGAGUGUCUUUUGGUUGUUUUUUUUGGAAGGACACUGUAUUCAGCUGGGAAAACAAGUAUUAAAGACGUCAACAUUUCUCUCAGGAAACAUAUUUCUAAAGGUGCUGU